AUGGCGACCGGUGCCCGCUUCCAAAAUGGCGGCCUCGCCCUCAGGCAGGGGAGAGAGAGGGAAUAUGGCUGCGGCUUCCUCCUCUCCUGGGCUCUGGUGGCACUGGCCAUGGAACCGUACGUGCUGCUGGACCCACGACAGAGAGCACUGUAUCGCGACGUGAUGCAGGAGAGCUACGAGACGCUGAUGGCGCUGGAAUUCCCCGUUUCUAAGCCCGAUCUGCUGUCCCGCCUGGACCAUGGGGAUGAACCUACAGCCCUGGAUCUCCACGUGCCCAGGGACACCCCGGCUGCAGAGGAUGGAGCGGAAGCGGAGCAGGACCCCCCUCGAGAAGAAGCUGCUGAGAAAGAGCCCGAAGUGGUGAAACCUGCGGGUGAGGAGCAUCCUUCGAGCCCCACGGAGGCCGGAGCGAAGGCGGGCAGAAGCGUGGGACUUGGGGAGACGGCCACACGCCCCAGUGAGAGCCAACCCAGCAACACGUGCGGUGAGUGCGGGAAGAGCUUCAGCCACAAGUCUGCCUUGGUGAAGCACCAGAAGAUCCACACCGGUGACCGCCCCCACGAAUGCCCCGACUGCGGUAAAUGCUUCAUCCAACGCUCGGACCUCACCAUCCACCAGCGGGUCCACACAGGUGAGCGGCCCUAUGCCUGCCCCCAGUGCGGCAAGACUUUCACCCACUCCUCCAACCCCCUCCUCCACCGCCGCACCCACGCCAGCACCCGGCCCCACGAGUGCCCGACCGGCGCCAAGGCCUUCGUCUCCGAUGCCUGCCUGCAGAAACACCUGCAGAGCCACGCCGGCCACACUGCCAUGCCCCCGCUCCUCCCGGCACCUGCUGCGGCACCAGAGACGCUCUGGAGGUGCUCCACUUGCCCCUUGAGCCUCACCAGCGAGGAGGAGCUGCUGGGCCACCAAGAGAGCCACUCAGUGACAGCGGUCACCCCACCGGCCGCUCCCCACCGUUGCCCCACCUGCGGCAAGACCUUCAAGAACAGCUCGGGGCUGGCCCGGCACCGGCACGGCCAUGCUGCCGAGCGGCCCUUCAAGUGUGCCGUAUGCCCCAAGACCUUCACCCAGUUGGCUGGGCUGUUGGGCCACCAACGCAGCCACCCGGCCACUGCCCCACCGCAUCCUCCCCCCGAGGCUCCUCACCCCCCGGCGGCACCCCAGCCUGCCCCAGAGCGCCCUUACCAGUGCACUGAGUGUGGCAAAGCCUUCAAGGGUUCCUCAGGGCUGCGUUACCACAUGAGGGACCAUACGGGUGAGCGACCCUACGCUUGCCGCGAGUGCGGCAAGGCCUUCAAGCGUUCCUCCCUCCUCCAGAUCCACCAGCGGGUUCACACGGGGCUGCGGGCUUUCGAGUGCGCCCAGUGCGGCCUCACCUUCAAGUGGGCAUCCCACUACCAGUACCACCUCCGGCAGCACACCGGCGAGUCCACCUUGUUGGCUCAUCGCCGCACCCACACCGGCGAGAACCCUUACCAGUGUGGUGUCUGCGGCAAAGGCUUUGCCUGGAGCUCCCACUACGACCGGCACCGGCUCACCCACACCGGUGAGAAACCUUUUUCCUGCGCCCACUGCGGCAAAUGCUUUGGCCGCAGCUCCCACCGCAACCGGCACCAACGUGCCCACACGCAGGGUGGCCCGGAGAAGCGGCACGUCUGUCCCGAAUGCGGCAAAGCCUUCGGCCUCGGCACGGCCCUGGCAGCUCACCAGCGACUGCACGCCGGGGAGAAACGCUACGAGCGCUCCGAGUGCGGCAAGGGCUUCACCACCAGCUCCUUCCUCCUCACCCACCAGCGCAGCCACACCAGGGAGACCCCCUUCCUCUGCAGCAUGUGUGGCAAGAGCUUCGCGGUGGUCUCCAACCUGGCGCGGCACUGGCAUGUGCACACCAGGGAGAAGCCGUUUCGGUGCGGGGAGUGCGGGCGGCAGUGCAGCCAACGGGCUCAUCUCACCACCCACCAGCGGGUCCACACCGGCGAGUGAGCCUUCAUCUGCAGGGAUUGUGGGAAGGGCUUCAACGUCAACUCGUCCCUUACCAAACACCAGCGGGUACACUCCAGGGAGAAGCCCUACCGCUGCCUCAAGUGCAGGAAGAGCUUCAGCCAGAGCUCCAACAUCAUCACGCACCAACAGCUCCACCACGGGGUGCACCAGCUCCAUGCAGGAGCGGCUCCAGCUCCCACACCGUGCUGGUGA
This is a messenger RNA of Charadrius vociferus (killdeer), 2202 nucleotides long. Its product is annotated as zinc finger protein 250-like. The record is from RefSeq and is a predicted model, not a curated record. Lineage: Eukaryota; Metazoa; Chordata; Aves; Charadriiformes; Charadriidae. Gene Ontology annotation, biological process: regulation of DNA-templated transcription.